Messenger RNA from Alnus glutinosa, 3522 nucleotides. RefSeq names its product anaphase-promoting complex subunit 2. Lineage: Eukaryota; Viridiplantae; Streptophyta; Magnoliopsida; Fagales; Betulaceae. The coding region runs from base 309 to 2945 and encodes 878 amino acids. Gene Ontology annotation, biological process: ubiquitin-dependent protein catabolic process. The transcript is spliced from 16 exons. Gene Ontology annotation, molecular function: ubiquitin protein ligase binding. The record is from RefSeq and is a predicted model, not a curated record. Gene Ontology annotation, cellular component: anaphase-promoting complex.
AUCGUGCUUUUGGCUUUACUGCUUGACAAAAGAAAAGGAAGAAAAAACCAACACAACAAAACAAGCCACCAUAGCCUCUAGAGGCUAGGGGAAAAACAGCCACCACCGGGAUAACCGGGGGAACAAAACUCCACAGCCUAAAGGCUGGAGUAGAUCUCUUUCACAAAUUCAUACUGAAAAUACAAUAAGAGUGGAAACCGAGUGCGCGGUGACUGUGAGCAUUGCACCGCAGGACCUUCCCUUCGCCUUUCAAUCUCAACCACUGGCGGCAAACCCAAAGGCUUGUUCAAAAGGAGUGUGAGACAGUGAUGGCGACGGAGGAGGAAGCGACUUCAUUAGUGCGUAACCUAGGGAUUCUGGACACUCUCAGUGACGAUUCGAUCCAAGAGAUCGUCGGGAGCUACAAUGGCUUCUGUGCGGCCACCGAGGCCCUCCUCAACGGUACCGGAGACCUCUCCGUGGACCCCGAAUUCGUCGAUCACGUCCAUGGCCUCUGCAAGCACGGCCUCCGCUCUCUCGUCCGAGACCACUUUCUUCGAGCACUGGAGGAAACUUUUGAGAAAAACGGAGCGUCAAAAUUUUGGCGGCAUUUUGAUGCUUACAGUAAUGUCGCACUCCUAUGUAAAACACGCGAGGGUGAAGUGGAGCAGGUAUUGUGCAAAGCUCUGGAAGACAUAUGCUUGGAAAAGCUAUACAAGGAGAACUGUUUGUUGUCGUUGGUUCACGCUUUGCCCUCCUACAGGGAUCAGACAUCGGAGAGAGCCCGUCUCUUCUCUACGUACCAAUUACUCGUGUCUUCGGUGCUUAUGGCGACCCUUCCUCGGCAUUUUUCAGAGAUACUCCACUGGUAUUUUAAGGGAAGGUUGGAGGAGUUAAGUACAAUCAUGGCUGGAGAGCUUAAUGGUGACAGUGAAUCUCAAGAAAAAGAUGACAUGGAUUUAGAUGAAAAAAGCAAACUUGCCUACCGAACUGGUGAAAUGGAUAUUGAUGAAUGCUAUCACCAAGUCAGGUUCUCAGAGAACAAUAAAUUGGUGAAGAACAUUGGGAAGGUUGUUCGUGAUCUCAGAAAUCUUGGAUUUACGUCUGUGACUGAAGAUGCCUAUGCUUCUGUUAUCUUUCUGCUUCUAAAGGCUAAAGUACAUAAUCUGGCUGGUGAUGAUUACAGGAGUUCUGUUCUGGAGUCCAUUAAACGAUGGAUACAGGCUGUACCUCUACAGUUCUUGCGUGCACUUCUUGCUUAUCUUGGUGACUCUGUUAGUUAUGAUAGUCCUUCAUCUGGUCAAAAAUCACCUUUGGCUUCACAUCCUUCUUCAUGCUAUCCUGGAAUUGAUACACCCUCUGAAGGACUUGUUAGAUGGCAGCUGAGGCUAGAGUAUUUUGCUUAUGAGACAUUGCAAGAUUUGAGAAUAGCCAAAUUAUUUGAGAUCAUUGUGGAUUAUCCUGACAGCUCUCCGGCUAUUGAAGAUUUAAAACAAUGUCUUGAAUAUACUGGACAACAUUCUAAGCUGGUUGAAUCAUUUAUCUCAGCGCUACGAUAUCGUUUGCUUACUGCUGGUGCCUCAACUAAUGAUAUAUUGCAUCAAUAUGUCUCAACUAUCAAAGCACUACGAACAAUAGACCCAGCAGGUGUUUUUCUUGAAGCAGUUGGUGAACCAAUAAGAGACUACUUAAGGGGAAGGAAAGAUACAAUAAAAUGUAUUGUUACAAUGCUUACUGGCGGGACUGGCGGGACUGGUGGAAAUCCAAAUAUAUCUGGAAAUACUGGAGAUUGCCUUCUUGAAGAAUUAAAUAGAGAUGAAGAAAGUCAAGAGAAUACUAGUGUUGAUGAUGAUUUCAUCACCGAUGAGAAGCAAGCAUGGAUCGAUGCUUUACGCUGGGAGCCUGAUCCUGCCGAAGCUGACCCAUCAAAAGGUAGUAGGAACCGGAGGAAGGUUGAUGUACUUGGGAUGAUUGUUGGCAUAAUUGGUUCAAAGGACCAACUAGUCAAUGAAUAUCGUGUUAUGCUGGCUGAAAAGCUUCUCAACAAAUCUGAUUAUGACAUUGACUCAGAUAUACGUACUUUAGAACUUCUCAAGAUACAUUUUGGAGAGAGCAGCAUGCAGAAAUGCGAAAUAAUGCUCAAUGACCUGAUAGAUUCAAAGAGGACAAACACCAAUAUAAAAGCAACCAUUCAGCCAUCUCAGACGGGGGCUGAGCUUGGGGAAAAUGCAGUGUCCAUGGAUAUUCUUGAUGCUACAAUAAUUUCUUCAAAUUUCUGGCCUACAAUCCAGGAUGAGGCCCUUAAUGUACCUGAUCCUGUUGAGAAGCUGCUCUCUGAUUAUGCAAAGAGGUUUAAUGAAAUCAAAACCCCUCGUAAGCUUCUGUGGAAGAAAAAUCUGGGCACAGUAAAGUUGGAGUUGCAAUUUGAAGAUAGGGCAGUGCAGUUCACAGUGGCUCCUGUACAUGCAGCAAUUAUUAUGAAAUUUCAAGAGCAAACAAGUUGGACCUCUAAAAGUCUUGCAGCUGCUAUUGGGAUACCUGUAGACACACUCAAUCGGAGGAUAAAUUUUUGGAUAAGCAAGGGAAUCCUUGCAGAAUCACUUGGAGCAGACUCUAGUGACCAUGUGUUUACCCUGAUGGAAGGCAUGAUUGAAACUAGUAAGAAUAGUGGAAAUAGUGGGAGUUCUGAGGACCUUGUAGCAGGUGAUGAGGAUGGAGAGAGGUCUGUCGUCUCUGCCGAAGAUCAACUACGGAAGGAAAUGACUGUCUAUGAGAAAUUUAUCAUGGGGAUGCUCACAAAUUUUGGAAGCAUGGCAUUAGAUCGAAUGCAUAAUACUCUCAAGAUGUUUUGUGUAGCUGAUCCCCCUUAUGAUAAAUCACUCCAACAGCUUCAGAGCUUCUUAUCUGGUCUAGUAUCUGAAGAUAAGUUGGAACUAAGAGAUGGAAUGUACUUUCUGAAGAAAUAAUGAGUUGAUAGAAUUUCAACUAAUCCUCUGAAUCAUUAAGCAAUAGCACUGGUGAGACUUUUUGCAGAUUUAAAUGAAACAACAGUUGGAAAUAAUGCUUUCCUGUUCUCUUCAUUGCAUGAGGUAUCGCAGAAUUGAUGCCCAGAUACUCUUCCCGCAUUUUGGGAAUGUCUACAGGCAGCUUUGCCAAAAUUGCAGGGAGUUUUUUCAAUCUGCAUAUAGCCUUGAGAAAUGGUCGAUCUUUGUGGCAGGAGUGUCGCAAUCAUCCUGUUUGUUGAUUCUAGUUGGAGUAUCUUUGGGAUGUUUUCCAGUGGAUUUGUGGAGAGCGACUUUGGCCAUACUUGAGAAAAUCACUCUUCAGCUCUACAUGGAAAACAGCAUUCUGGUUUAUGCAUGCUCAUGGAUGUGGGGUUUUGGACAGCGUUUAAAAUUGCAGGAAGUUAGAAGAUCCUAAAGAGUGGUACUUAACAUGUUCCUGUGAUGAUUAAUUACUAAAUUUAUGAUGAUUUGUACUUUUGAUAGUUUAAAUACAUCAGAAAUGCUGCUUACACUCUUACAUGGUAAUAGUGAAUUUUAA